CCGAGUUGAACUAGCCCCCGCCGGCCGCCACCACUGUCCCUGUGGCGAGGACUAGUGUGAGAUUAGCCUCAUCACCAAGCGUCCAAACAAAACAAACCGAGUAUAUGAGGAAUCCAUGAAGUGCAGGGGGGUUAGUAUCGAACGGCACUGAACGACGGAACCUGCACAGAAUCCAGAUCACCAGGAUGAAUACUUCCAAUUCCCAAGAAAUCAUGGCAAACGAGACAACGCCUCUGAUACCUACCAAGAGCUCGAAAAAACCUAAAACGCCCUUUCCAAAACUUCAGAUAGGCAUACUUAUGUCGCUACUCCUUGCGGAACCCAUCGCUUCGACAUCUAUAUUCCCGUACAUUAAUCAGUUGAUCAGAGAACUCGGAAUCACUGGGGGCGAUGACGCGGCUGUAGGAUAUUAUGCUGGAAUCAUUGAAUCUCUGUUUUUUGUCGCGCAGGCACUGACGGUGCUGAGGUGGAGUAGGCUGUCCGACCGCAUCGGGCGCAAGCCGGUGCUGGUAAUUGGACUCUCGGGUGCUUGCAUUUCGAUACUGUGCUUCGGCCUCUCAACGACAUUCUGGAGUCUUGUCAUUAGCCGCUGCUUGUGCGGUUUUCUAAAUGGCAAUGUAGGGGUUAUGAAGACUAUGAUGGGAGAAUUGACGGACUCUACAAACAUGGCUCAGGCAUUCGCCUUGUUUCCAAUGGUCUGGUGCAUUGGAAGCUUUAUCGGUCCUUUAAUGGGAGGAACUCUCGCGCGACCGCAAGAUCAUUGGCCUGCAUUAUUCGCCAACGCCUUUUGGGGAAAGUUUCCAUACUUUCUGCCAUGCGCGGUGGCAGCCUGUAUGUUCGUCCUAAUCCUUUUUAUGAUGUCAAUCUUUUUAGAAGAAACAUUACCAACAAAGCGUCGACCAAAGUCGACAUCGGCCAUGUUCGGUAUUUCCAGUGAUGAACUACUGCAUCAACAAUACAUGGCACAUACGCCCUUGCGAUCUCUGCUCACGCCUUCCGUUGUUAUUCCGCUUGCAAACUACACUCUGCUUGCCUUGCUUGAUAUUUCUUUCAUUGUUCUUUUGCCGCUGUUGUUUUCGACACCUACUCAUCUUGGUGGUCUUGGAUUUGAUCCUGCUACUAUUGGCUCGUGGAUGGCGUUGUUUGGGAUCACGAAUGGUAUCUUUCAAGGAUUAUUCUUCGCUAGGAUCGUCGAUUGCAUCGGUCCGAAGCGUUUAUUCUGUGUCUCAGUGUCGUGCUACGCACCACUCAUGGCUAUGUUUCCGAUAAUGUCGUGGAUUGUACGCGCAAGGGGGGGAGUCGAUUAUGCAAUCACGUUUGCCUUGAUUUUCCUUAUAGGUAUACAAGUUGCAUGGGAUAUGGGAUAUGCGGCCAUUUUCAUGGUUAUCACAGCCUCUGCUCCCACAAACAAUGUCCUUGGCGCCAUCAAUGGCCUCGGCCAAACCUCUGCGUCGGUAGCUCGUGUCGUUGGUCCUGCCUUGGCGACUUCACUCUUUGCUGCGUCGAAGGAAUACAACCUUCUAGGAGGAAAUGCAGUUUUUUUCGUCUUGAUUGUGUUGGGUGGUGGAUUGAGAUGGCUGGCAUCCCAGUUGCGAGAUGAAGUACAGGACAAGGAUGAGUAACAGAUGACUUACAAGAGGAAUGAUUGCAUUAUUGUAGAAUCUGUAUUUAUCACUCUGUAGAUAUUUAUUGUACCGCAUUCUGGCAGAAUGAUACUGUAUAACAGGUCACUACCGGUACCGGUCACUCAUCACCGGUUUCCACUCAACGUUCCUGUUGACAUUGGGGUUUCUCAGUUCUGGUGAAGUCGGUCCGUAACGUGCGCAAGUUAUUUCAACUAGCCGCCGCUAGUGCCUCAUUACCAAUCGUUCAAACCAAACAAGGUGAGAAUGCGAAAGUAUAUGAGGAAUCCAUGAAGUGUGGCAGGGACCGUCAGUAGUAUCGAACGGUACUGGACGACGGAACCUGCACAGAAUCCAAAUGACCAGGAUGGAUACUUCCAAUUCUCAUGACAUCGAGACAAC
This is a messenger RNA of Suillus plorans, 2024 nucleotides long. RefSeq names its product major facilitator superfamily domain-containing protein. The record is from RefSeq and is a predicted model, not a curated record. Lineage: Eukaryota; Fungi; Basidiomycota; Agaricomycetes; Boletales; Suillaceae. Gene Ontology annotation, molecular function: transmembrane transporter activity. Bases 186 to 1622 code for a protein of 478 amino acids. Gene Ontology annotation, biological process: transmembrane transport. The transcript is spliced from 8 exons.